This is a messenger RNA of Rotaria sp. Silwood2, 1131 nucleotides long. The record is from the annotation of a GenBank genome assembly. NCBI's taxonomy places the organism in Eukaryota, Metazoa, Rotifera, Eurotatoria, Philodinida, Philodinidae.
AUGUACAGUAAACAAUAUCUUCUAGUUACAAUACUGUUUGCUGUCGUUAUUUUAUCGACAUCGAUUGAUCAAACUCAAGAAAAUAGUGAUGCUGGAUUAAAUGUAAAAAAAGGUGCAGCUUACCAAGGCAAAAUUUAUGAAGUCGAUGAUGAAAUGGAUGAUCAACCUUCAGGAGCACAAUCCAAUGCUAAUGUUCGACAACCAUCAUAUAGUCCACCAGAAGCUUAUUAUCGAUUUCGUUCACGUUGGCCACCAGCAGCAGUUCCUUCUCUACAUGAAUAUUACAAGAAUCAAAUGGAUAUGUCUCGAUUUAUAAAUCGAAAUAUGAUGCCAGUACCACUCGGUUCAUAUAAUAAUAAUCCAAUGUUCAGCAUGGGUACAUCAUGUCAUUCAUUAAUUGAUCCAAAAUAUCCAAUUUUUUCGGAUAUGUGCGGUGCUGUACCGCAAGCACGAUAUGGAUUACCAAAUACAUUUGGUCAUUAUGAUCGUUGGCAACUUGCACAUAUUUUAACAACUAUAAUGGGUUCAACAACAGAUCCAAAUUGCAUUCGUUCAUUACGUCAUUUAUUAUGUCCAAUGCUUUUUCAACCAUGUCGAGCACGCCAUGAACCUCCACUUGUUCUUCCAUGUCAAUUUUAUUGUCGUGCUGUUAAAAGUCAAUGUGCAGUACCUGCUCUCGAUGUUAUACCUUGUGAUACACUUCCAUAUGCAUCUGAUAUUUGUCCAAAUAUUCAAUCAUAUGGUCCAUUUAUGCCUGCAGGAAUUUCACCUGCUCCAACUCAACCAUCAACACAAGAUACAGUUCCAUCAACAGAUCAACAAACAGCAAGAUCAUUUGCUUCUCAAUCAGUAAAACAAGGUCCUCCAUCAACAGUUAACUCACCACCAUCACCUUCAACUGUUUCAUCAAUGCAAUCACAAUCACCUGCAAAUAUUUACAAUCGUAGACCAUAUGGAAAUGAAGGUUAUGUUGAUGUUCCAUUUCGUUCAUAUGCUAAUGAUUAUCGACAACCACCAAGAUAUGCACCAUUAACACAAUCGACAUUCAAAACACGUCCUACUGUUGAUGUAUAUCCUUCAAAUGAAGCACGACAAGCAAGUGGUCAAGUUCAACCAGUUCCUAGAGCUUAG